UUAUUUAUAUUAUCGUUGUGACUUAAAAUGACAGUUUAUUAUUUUUACAAUAAUCUGAGUCUAAUUAGCAAAUCUAAUCGUAAACAUCAUUAGUUGUAGCUUAUAAGGAGGUUCUUUGGUGUGUAAAACGUUUAGCUUUAUUGCAGGAAAUGCCACCAAAGCGGGCCAAAGCUAGGGCUGAUUCCCUUGAAUCUGGAGAUGAUUCAGAAGAGUAUAGAAAGAAGAGGGCUCGGAACAACAUGGCUGUCAGAAAGAGCAGAGUGAAAUCCAAGAUGAAAACUCAGGAAACCAUGAAUAGGGUGAACGAAUUGAAAAGGGAGAAUACUAUUUUAGAGGAGAAAGUGAAAACUUUAACAAAGGAACUGGGAUUUUUAAAAGAGCUGUUCUUGGCACAUGCAAGCAGUACCAGCAAUGAGGCAAAGUUUCAGAACUUUGAUCUGGAGAAGAUACUCUCUGAUGAUCCAUCAACACACACAGACCAUAAACCAUGCUAACAGAGUUUUUUAAUGCAAUACUUUUUUCUCUAUUA
Nicrophorus vespilloides is the source of this 529-nucleotide messenger RNA. Its product is annotated as CCAAT/enhancer-binding protein gamma-like. Gene Ontology annotation, biological process: DNA-templated transcription; regulation of transcription by RNA polymerase II. NCBI's taxonomy places the organism in Eukaryota, Metazoa, Arthropoda, Insecta, Coleoptera, Silphidae. Bases 150 to 494 code for a protein of 114 amino acids. The record is from RefSeq and is a predicted model, not a curated record. Gene Ontology annotation, molecular function: RNA polymerase II cis-regulatory region sequence-specific DNA binding; DNA-binding transcription factor activity, RNA polymerase II-specific. The transcript has 2 exons.